AUGGGUCGACGCAAAUCAAAGUUACCUUUAGAGCUAAUACCGAACGAAAGUUCGCGCAAGGUUACUUUUCGAAAGAGAAGAAAUGGAUUGUUGAAGAAGGCAGGUGAUUUGAAAACACUUUGUGAUGUGAAGGUGUGUACUAUCGUUUACGAGAAGAAAUCCAAGGGAAAACUGAGCACAGCAGCAACUUUUCCUAAGGAAUUUAAAGAUGUCAAGGAAAUAAUUGAUAAGUACAAAUCGAAUUCAUCGAAAGUAAAGAGAGUUCAAAGUUUGGGUGACUUCUAUGCCACGCAAACGGUUCAAGUGAAGAAAGAGAUUGGGAAACUGCGUAGUAAGAUUUGUGAAGAGAAGUAUCCUGCAUGGGAUGAUCGUUUCAAUGCGUUUUCAGCAGAGCAAAUGCUUGACCUUUUGAGAAAUUUGGAGAACAAAAUUGUAGCUGCUCAUGAGAUGCAUAGCACGAUGAAGGAAUCAAAGCAAAUUGUUGUGCAAGAGAUUAUACCACCAAUGGUGAGUGCCUCUAAUUGCCAUUUGUAUUUCUUUAGGUAUUUUUCGACGAAUUUCUGUUUUUUCUUUUUUUUCUUUUUUUUUUGUGCUUAGGGCAUCAUCUGAUGCAUGUUUAGGAUUCGAUUGAAUUUAAUUUAUGUAUUUAUUAAAUUUAAUGUAUGCAUUGUUUUUAAUUUUGUAUGAGUUCAAGGUAUAAGAUGGAUUAGCCACAAAGGAAAUUAAUCAUCCUACCAAUUGCGUGUACAUUGGAAGGGUUUCAUGACUAAUCCACCUUCGACCUACAACUUACACAAAUUUUGAAAGUUGACAUCCAUUUAUCCGUGCAAUGUCAUACGUUUAAAUCUACUGUUAUCAAAUCCAAACCCAUCUAAUCCUUGGCACCAUCAAUAAUGUGCAGGCCAUGUUUCAAAGCAACCAAGAGUAUUCCCAGAUGCUUGGAUUAUCUGAUCAAAAACCCAGUUAUUGUUCAAUGAUGAUGAAUGAUGAUUGGACUCAAUUUG
Messenger RNA from Pyrus x bretschneideri (Chinese white pear), 1004 nucleotides. RefSeq names its product agamous-like MADS-box protein AGL82. Gene Ontology annotation, biological process: regulation of transcription by RNA polymerase II. The record is from RefSeq and is a predicted model, not a curated record. The transcript has a single exon. NCBI's taxonomy places the organism in Eukaryota, Viridiplantae, Streptophyta, Magnoliopsida, Rosales, Rosaceae. The coding region runs from base 1 to 597 and encodes 198 amino acids. Gene Ontology annotation, molecular function: protein dimerization activity; DNA-binding transcription factor activity, RNA polymerase II-specific; RNA polymerase II cis-regulatory region sequence-specific DNA binding.